Molecule: messenger RNA, 282 nt
Organism: Dibothriocephalus latus
Lineage: Eukaryota; Metazoa; Platyhelminthes; Cestoda; Diphyllobothriidea; Diphyllobothriidae
Source: the annotation of a GenBank genome assembly
AUGGCUACGGGCCGCCUGUCAGCAUUCCUUGACGCCAUCGAGAACACUAAAUCGUCAGUUGUGACGCAGGAUUCGUGGGUUCAACGCCUUUCCGACAGACGCAAACGUUUGGAGCUCUAUGGCGAUAACACAUGGCUCAAAUUAUUUCCACAGGGGUUUACCAAAGCCGAUGGUGUAUCCUCCUUUUUUGUUAGAGACUUUUACGAGGUACGUGCUGAACUUGUGGAAAACGAGUAUAUCUUGAGAAUGAGAAAUGAUAUUAUGCUGGAAAGUCUGAACUAG